GAAAAACUUUUCAUCAACAGCCGCCAUAUUGGAUGAAUAGGAGCCCAAAUUUUCAGGAACUGUGCUCUGAAUUUUGGCUUCUUUUUUCGUCUAGGCUGUCGUUUUUGAAACGACUGGUCACCUCCGUUCUUCAUGGAGUAACUACGGUAAGGGAUUGGGAAGCCAUCGUCGUGUGAUUGCGGCUCCGGACGGCUCGAUGCUCGGGACUGCUUGCCUGGGCAGUCGCGGAGCGUUGAAGUUUUGAUGGGGUAGUGCGAUGCCGUAGAACGCGAUCAUGAAGAGACUGUCCCCGUGCCUUGACCAUGAAGAAGAAAAUCGGACUGUGCUACCAUAUAUUUGUGCGUGUGUUGGACCAUCAGAUCUUCUAAAAGUGUAUUGGUAUGUCGAAGGUUUAAAUUCUUGAUAAUCUUCCCCAUUCUUGAGCGCAUAGGGCAUCAGUGGUUUAGGCUUAUCAAUAUGGCUGACCAUCUUGUGGAUGGGCCGCCGAAUAAGCGGCAGAAGUUGGCAGAAACUGGCCUGUCGUCGGACAGCGCAGAUUUCAGCCGGCUCUGGGACCUGGAGAAUGAGCUGCCAGAAGAGCUCAUGGGUUCAGGAGGGGGCCCACCCCUGGGUGACUUAAGUGGUGGCCCCACCCAGUCGACGGGUGCUGCCCAGCAAAAUGGCACAGGCGGUGAGGAGGCAGCUGGCCAGCAGCAUCAGCAAUUGUCACAGCUGCUCCAAAGAAACACCAACCACGGGAGUCCCAAAGAGCUGGGUGGUGGCCCUAAGAGGAUUGGCGGACCUAUGCUCAAUGGGCCUAUGGGACCCAUGGGACAGGCAAGGCCGCCGACGUCUCUAGGAGGCCUUCUCGGACCAAACUCCCCGCAUGGUGGUCCCUCCGGAAUGGUUGCACCCCCACCUGGCAUGAAGGGGCCAGGUGGAGCCAUGGGCCAAGCAUCGUUCCAUGGAGGUUAUGGCCAAGUGAUGUCAAUGGGCCAGUUGAGUCAAUCUCAACAGAGGCCCAUGGGAGCCAACCUAGGAGCGGCGUUAGGCAUGCCCCCGCGCUAUUCAAGUGUAGAUUCUUCGCAACUGCAAAACCAACACGGGCAGCCACCACCUCAGCAGGCGCAGCAGCUGGCUGGUCCUCCGAUGGGGCAGGCAGCUCCACCCCCGGGUGUGGCGCCCCCCCAGCAGCCGCCGCCUCCCCAUCCUGGUGGAGGUGGUCCGCCGCUUGGUACACCUCCUGCGGCAGCGGCCCCCUCAACAGCUGAUCCCGAGAAACGCAAGCUCAUCCAGCAGCAGCUUGUGCUCCUGCUGCACGCACACAAGUGCCAGCGGAGGGAGUCCCAGGCAGCUAACGGAGAGGUUCGCCAGUGCUCAUUACCCCACUGCCGAACAAUGAAGAACGUGUUGAACCACAUGACCAACUGCCAGGCAGGAAAGGCAUGCCCUGUGCCCCACUGUGCUUCCUCAAGGCAGAUCAUCUCUCAUUGGAAAAACUGCACGCGCAACGACUGCCCCGUCUGCCUGCCCCUGAAGCAGGCCUCGGAUCGGCGGCAACAGCAGGCUGGUGCUGCAGUGCCGCCUGGCCAAUCGGGACAGGGCCCUGCACCAGCUGACAUGCAGCGGGCGUACGCAGCCCUGGGCCUUCCUUACAAUGCAGCCGGUGGGGCUUCUGUUGGCCAGCUGGUCAACCGGGGGCAGCCAGUUGCCCAGAUGAAUGACCUGCAAGUGCCACCUGGGCCUAGCCAUUGCAGCCCUCAGGAUCUGCUCACAGGGCCCAGCCCAAAUUCUGUAGCUCCAUCUCAGGGGACUCCUCCAGCUGUGGUUUCCUCCAUGGCUGCCCAAGCACCCCAGAGGCCUCCCCUGGGACCUGCCACUCAAGGUGGGCCUCAAUCAUCGUUUGUUGGUGGGCCUACGUCACCAGCAGCGAUGGCUGCUGCAAAAUUGAUGAAGGCUGUUCAGCAGCAACACCAGCAGCAGCAGCAACAGCAACAACAGCAGCAGCAGCAACAGCAGCAAGGCGGCCCUGGGGCCGUGUCCAUAGUUCCCCCAAACCAAGUGGCCCCCCCUGGGGGUGCGCCAGGUGGUGUAAGCCUAGCGCAGCCAACAGGGGGAGUUGCUAAGGACUGGCACCAGUCAGUCACCCGGGACCUCAGGCAUCACCUGGUGCUCAAAAUAGUGCAAGCCAUUUUUCCCACCCCCGAGCCAGCUACGUUGCAGGACCGGAGGAUGAACAAGCUAGUCGCAUAUGCCAAGAUGGUCGAGGGAGACAUGUACGAGAUGGCCAACAGCAGGGAGGAGUACUACCACCUUCUAGCAGAAAAGAUAUACAAGAUCCAAAAAGAGCUUGAGGACAAGCGGCGCAAAAGCAAAGAGCAGAUGCAACUUCAGAUGCAGCAGCAACAACAGCAGCAGCAGCAGCAACAGCAGCAACAGCAGCAGCAGCAGCAGCAGCAACAACAACAACAGCAACAGCAGCAGCAGCAGCAACAACAACAGCAGCAGCAACAGCAGCAACAACAACAGCAGCAGCAGCAGCAACAGCAACAGCAGCAGCAGCAGAUGCAUGCUGGCACCCCUCCCAUGGGAGUCCCACCAAACACCCUGGCUCCUGGGGCCACUGUGCCAGGCCGAGGGCCAGCACCUGGAUUGGGUGGAGCUGUUAAUUCCCAGAUGCAGCCUGGAGCACCCUCUCACCUUACUGGUACCACUGGAGCAUUGGGUGGUCCCCAGCGUAUGGCACCCCCCAACAUCACUGUACCAGGGCCUUUCCCCCCAAACUCCUUAGGGGCUCCCCCAGGGGCGCCGACUGGCUUUGGAGGCCCACUGCAGCAACAGCAGCAGCAACAGCAGCAGCAGCAGCAGCAGCAGCAGCAGCAGCAGCAGCAGCCACCGCAGCCACCGCAGCAGCAACAGCCACAGCAGCCGCAGACGGCAGCGCCACCAAACUUUGGAGGUGUUGCCGGCGGGGGCAAUGCUCUGGCUGGAUCCCUGGACGGAGGCAUGGGUGCACUCAACAGCCAGUUCCCACCUUCGCAGCAGUUUGAAGCCAUGAAACGACACUUGAUUCAGCAGCAAGCCCAGCAGCUGAUGAAUCAAACGAGCCAAGUGCAGCUAGGUGGUGCAGCAGGCUCUGCAGCAUCUGCACAGAUGUCUCAGAUGCUACAGUCGCAGCUCAACUCAACACCAGUGAGCCAGCCUCAGGGGCAUCUGCAGCAGCCCCAGCAACAACCACAGCAACAACCACAGCAGCAACUGCCUCCUCAGCAGACGCCACCUGGCAGCACGGCAGGCCUAAUGCAGCAGCCAUCUAUGCUAGGCCAGGCUUCGACGCCCCAGCCGCAGGGCCCGCCCAGCCAGCACCCCCCACGGGCUUCGUCGGUGCCCUCGAGUUUAGGGGGCUCACAGCCACCAACUCCAUUGGGGGCUCCAGUGCCAGCACCACUGCCACCACCAUCCCAGCAACUACCGGACCAGAUCCUCGCCACUGAGGACCCCGAAGAGUCGUCUCGGGGCCCCGACCCUGACCUCUCGCUCACCCUGUCCACACCUGAAGGUUCGGCUGCUACCACACCGGCACAGGGCAAGAAGUCCAUCGAGAACUUUGACAGCUGCUCAGGGGGACCCAAGUCGAUGAAAGAUGGAAGCAAGAUGGAGGUGGAUUGCAAACCAGACCUGCGCUCCAUAGGCAAAGGUGAAAACAGGCUGGAAGGUCCUGGGGAGAAUGGGCUUCCAUCCUUUGGUCCAGUCAAGGAAGAGCCUCUGUCAGUGAAGGAGGAGCCUGUGUCCACCCCAGCCAGCAGCAUGGGUGGAGGAGAUGCACCCACUCCUGCUGCCAAGCCUGACAUCAAGCCUGUAAUUGCUAAAACGGAGCCUGUUAGCACGGCAGCAGAGUCUUCCUCAUCUUCGUCCAUGUCUGCUAGCUCACCGCCGAAGCCUAGGUCUAAUAAAAAAGUAUUCAAGCCAGAUGAGUUGAGGCAAGCCCUGAUGCCAACAUUAGAAAAACUGUACAGACAAGACCCGCACUCCCUGCCUUUUCGGCAACCUGUGGACCCUCAACUACUUCAAAUUCCUGACUAUUUCGACAUAGUCAAAAACCCAAUGGACCUGUCCACCAUCAAACGGAAACUGGACACCGGCCAGUACCAGGACCCCUGGCAGUACGUAGACGAUGUCUGGCUCAUGUUUGACAAUGCCUGGCUCUACAACCGCAAGACAUCCCGUGUCUAUCGCUACUGCACAAAACUUUCAGAGGAGUUUGAGCAGGAGAUCGAUCCUGUAAUGCAAUCCUUGGGGUACUGCUGUGGUCGGAAGUACGUUUACCAGCCUCAGGUACUUUGUUGCUUUGGCAAGCAGCUCUGUACUAUCCCCCGAGAUGCCAAGUACUGGAGCUAUCAGAACCGGUACACUUACUGCCAAAAGUGCUUUGCAGAAAUUCCCGGUGAUUCUGUUACUCUUGGAGAUGAUCCUACACAGCCUCAGACAACCAUCCGUAAGGACCAGUUUGUUGAAAUGAAGAACGACCACUUGGAGCUUGAGCCGUUUGUGGAAUGCCUUGACUGCGGCCGCAAGUUGCACCAGGUGUGUGUGCUACACUUCGACUCCAUCUGGCCUGAAGGGUUUACCUGUGAUAAUUGCCUGAAGCAAAAGGGAAAGAAGAGGAAAGAAAACAAAUUCACUGCAAAGCGUUUGCCAACAUGCAAGCUGGCCAACUUCAUAGAAAAUAGAGUCAAUUGCUACUUGAAGAAAAAGGAAUCUGGGGCGGGUGAAGUCACGAUUAGAGUUGUUUCUUGUACAGAGAAGCUAGUGGAAGUGAAACCAGGCAUGAAGAUGAGAUAUGUGGAUACGGGGCACUGGCCUGAGCAGUUUCCCUACCGUGCAAAGGCACUGUUUGCUUUUGAAGAGAUUGACGGUGUGGACACGUGCUUUUUCGGAAUGCACGUGCAAGAGUAUGGCUCAGAAUGUCAUCCGCCCAACACCCGUCGUGUGUACAUAGCUUACCUGGACAGUGUGCAUUUCUUUAGGCCCAAGCGGUUUCGUACUGCAGUCUACCACGAGAUCCUCCUGGGUUAUCUCGACUAUGUCAAGCAACUUGGUUUUGCAAUGGCGCACAUUUGGGCAUGUCCACCUAGUGAAGGGGACGACUACAUUUUCCACUGCCAUCCUCCCGAGCAGAAGAUACCAAAGCCUAAGCGGCUCCAGGACUGGUACAAGAUGAUGCUCGACAAGGGUAUCAUGGAGAGAAUAGUGCUGGAGUACAAGGACAUUCUAAAGCAGGCCACAGAGGACAACCUCAAGAGUGCCUGUGAGCUCCCCUACUUUGAAGGCGACUUUUGGCCCAACGUGCUCGAGGAGAGCAUAAAAGAACUUGACCAAGAGGAAGAGGAGAAGCGCAAAGCUGCUGAAGCAUUGGCUGCAUCCGCUGCUGCUUCGGAAGGCAGUCAAGACGGUGAACCUGAGGGCUCUGAGCAGGGUGAAAAGAAAGGGCAGAAGAGUGGGCGUAACAAGAAGGCCAACAAAAACAAGAGUAACCAACGGAAAAACAACAAGAAGUCUACGGUACCCCACACGGGGAACGAUCUCUCUGCCAAGAUCUACUCAACCAUGGAGAAGCACAAAGAGGUUUUCUUCGUGAUCCGGCUGCACUCUGCACAGGCUGCAGUCAGUCUGCCCCAGAUACACGACCCAGACCUCCUUAUGCAGUGUGACCUGAUGGAUGGUAGAGAUGCCUUUCUGACACUUGCCCGAGAGAAGCACUACGAAUUUUCAUCACUUCGGCGCGCCAAGUACUCGACCAUGGCCAUGCUUUACGAGCUUCACAACCAAGGCCAGGAUCGAUUUGUGUACACAUGCAACAGCUGCAAGAGCCAUGUGGAGACACGUUACCACUGUACAGUAUGUGAUGACUUUGACUUGUGUGUGGCCUGCUACGAUCGUGAAGGCCAUCCUCACAAAAUGGAGAAGUUGGGCUUUGACCUUGAUGAUGGCACCUCUGCAGCCGACCCCAAGCAGAGCAACCCGCAGGAGUCGCAGCGACUGUCCAUUCAACGCUGCAUCCACUCCUUGGUGCAUGCGUGCCAGUGCCGGGACGCCAACUGCCGCUUGCCCAGCUGCCGGCGCAUGAAGCGGGUGGUGCAGCACUCCAAGAGCUGCAAGCGCAAGACCAACGGAGGCUGCCCCAUCUGCAAGCAGCUUAUUGCCCUGUGUUGUUACCAUGCCAAACACUGCCAAGAGGCUAAAUGUCCCGUGCCCUUCUGUCUCAACAUCAAGCACAAGCUGCGCCAGCAGCAGCUGCAGCAGCGCCUCCAGCAGGCACAGAUCCUGCAGCGGCGCAUUGCUACCAUGCAAAACCGGGGAGCCCCUGCCCUGCCGCCAGCUACCAGUGCUUCUGUCUCAAUGUCGUCGGGGCCACCUGCACUUCCACCAGCUAGCACACCUCCCGGUGGCAGCACUGGCAGCAAGCCCGCGGGGCCCCCUGUAGGAGCACUGCAGGCAGUGCAGCAGGUACAGGCAGCGGCUGCGCGUCAACAGGCUCCUCACUUGGCGGGCAACCCUGGCGGCUAUGGCAAGGGGGUGCCUCCUGCGCAGAAGCCUAUGGCGCCUGCGGGACCCCGCAUGGUGCCCUUGCGCUGGGAGGGGCCCCCCUACGGCCAACAAGGUCUGCCCCCAAUGCGACAGGCCCCACCUCCGCCCAUGGUGCCUCCAGGUGCCCAGAUGGGGCCACCUGGUGGAGGGCAGCAGCGGCCAAGUCAAAUGACGCCCGCCCUACAGCAGCUGAUACAGACCCUCAAGUCACCUGCCUCACCGCAGCAGCAGCAGCAGGUGCUGCACAUUCUCAAGUCGAACCCACAGCUGAUGGCUGCAUUCAUCAAGCAGCGCAGUCAGCACCAGCAACAGCAGCAGCAGCAACAGCAACAGCAACAGCACCAACAGCAGCAGCAACAGCAGCAACAAGCACCUCCGCAACAGCUGAUGAUGGGAGGCCCGCAGCAACCACCUGGCAUGCAGCAGCCUCCCAUGCAGCAGCAGCCACCAAUGCAGCAGCAGUGGAUGCAGAAGCAGCAGCAGCUGCUCAUGAUGCAGCGCCAGCAGCAGCAGUUCCAGCAGCAGCAGCAGCAACAGCAGCAGGGCCCACUACAGGGGGCCUACCAGCGACCUCGGCACUUCUACCAAGGAGGGCCACCUGGUCCGGACCAGUAUCAGCAGUUUGCCCCUCCUCUCAAGCAGAGCCCCCUGAGCCCCCAGCAGCUGAUGCAGCAGGUGCGGUCACCACCGCCAAGCCAGCUGGUGCGCUCGCCACAGCCCUCGCCCAGGCCCAUCCCAUCACCGAGGCAGCAGCCCAUCCCAUCUCCUCACUACCCCAGCCAAACACACUCACCCCAUCUCGGUGGGGGGCCCCUGGUGGAAGGCCCCCCCAGUGGCGCUGACCUGAUGCUGCCGCAGGGUGGCCUGGGGGCAGGGCCCAGCCCAAGCCCCGACCUGGCGCCUCCACCGCCGCCCCAGCCGGGGGAUGGCUCGGACAUGCUGACACCCCAGGAGCAGCUGAACAAGUUUGUGGAGAACUUGUAGCCCCACCGCCGGUGCGCGCAGAGAACUAGAGCUCCUUUGUACAUACCACUGGGCAUGAAGCCCGCUGUACAGUUCAACUCCGCAUCAGUUUGUGCUCCUCCUUUUUAUGGAUCAUCGGACACAUCUCGCGGCAGUGGACUCUCCUAGCCAUGGCUGCUGGGCCCUUCAUCUGUACUGUAAAUUCAUCUGCCUUCCUUGCUCUGUACCCAUCCCCCUGUUUAUUAUUGUUCCUCUGCCCCCUUUUUUUUACCAGUGUGUGCACACCCAAUGGGCUCCAAUCAUGAGAAAAUGGAGCGUUCUCACCAGUUAAGUUAAAGCAAGUGCUGCCUUUUCUCAAACUGUUCUCAGAGGAGCCUGUGGUCACACGCCACUUGUGUCUGGGAGGCGGCUGCGUUGUUUCACCUCCGUGUUUGUUUCCAACAUUUUUUACAAAACACAGUGGUGGUUUUGGUGCCCCCUGUGGCACAAGUUAUUUAUUACUUAGUUUUCAAGCAUCUCGGGGAGAGUGGUUGGUCCCCCCUCCCAUCAUAGAGCCAUUUUUAAAAAAUAAUGAGAGUGUGUUUGGAGGCCUGUAUAUUGUGUGGGUCAUGUGGGCGCAAACAGACAUUUCGAGGAACAGAAUGAAAUCUGGAGUACAUUCCAGUCUGUCCCCUCUCCACAGAGUCCAUUGGUGGGGGAAAUCCAGUGCAUCAAGGAUUGUCGAUUUCAGGGCAGCGAGAAUGUAUCAUUUUCACUGCCAGCCACUGUGCAGACAAUUGAGAAAGGACCUGUGUAAUGGGGUGGGGGUUACAAGCAGUGUGAUGGUAAUAAGCAAGUGGUGCUGCAUUUGGGGAAUGGUUAAAUGAAAAAAUGCCUUUUGGAGGCAAAAUGAAUCGUGUUGAAAAUGGCGCCUCAUCUCUAAACAUUGCCCUACCCUCUCUGAACACACUCAUCCCAUAAACGUGAAAAAAGCAAAUGUUGCCUUUUGUUGUUUGUACAUUCAUUCCCUAGGGUCGCCGUCUGGUUGGGCGAUGUCUGCAUUGUACAUACUGUACACAUUUCAUGUCUACCGAAUGGAAUAAAAUU
Molecule: messenger RNA, 8616 nt
Organism: Rhipicephalus sanguineus (brown dog tick)
Lineage: Eukaryota; Metazoa; Arthropoda; Arachnida; Ixodida; Ixodidae
Gene: nej
Product: CREB-binding protein
Exons: 26
Coding region: 457-7551 (2364 amino acids)
Biological process (GO): positive regulation of transcription by RNA polymerase II
Cellular component (GO): histone acetyltransferase complex; transcription regulator complex; nucleus
Molecular function (GO): protein binding; histone acetyltransferase activity; chromatin DNA binding
Source: RefSeq, a predicted model, not a curated record